AGUAAAAUGUUUUAAAAAUCAAGAGUCAGAACAUCGAGAGGCUUUUUACCAUUUUAUUUAACUGUAGGCACAAAAUGUCUAAGCUUGCCAAGGUGUUCAGACAACAGGCUACUGUUAAAAUAAUUCAAACUUUUAAGAGCUGAUCUUUUUUAAUUAGGCGUUUCAGUUAAAAAAUUCCUAUAUGGUGACAGUACAAUUGUUUGUCUCUGGGCACUCCUGUGGAGUCUGUCAGCAGGACAGGAGCUGUGUUUGGCUCUGUUCUUGUGUGGGAUGAGCUGGGUUCCUCUUGAUAAGGCUGCUGUGUAAGAAAUCAGUUAAUUGUUAGUUUGCUAAUAUUCUAGCAGCAUUUUUGAGGAUAGGCCUGUGUGGGAAAAGCCAACAGCGAAACUUCGGUGUGGUGAUCUUUUGCUGUAGCUGUCAUGUGAGCCAUUUUGGGUGAUAUCUGUCCAAGGGGUGUCACCACAGGGGCUGAAUGAGAAGCUCUGUGUCCUUGCACAGGCAGGCCUUGGCAGUGAACAGCAUUUCAGACUGGUUGGGAGCUUUGUCUUCCUCUCUCUGUGACCUCUGGUACAUUGCUUACAUGCUCAUGGUUGUUUCCUAGUUAAACACUUCUCUACCAGGGAAAUUAUUUUUUUAAUGUUUUUGGAGACGCUCAAGGUUACACUGGACGCUGAUCUCAUCACAUCUUCUUUGAUUAGAUGAUGUUGAGCAGAUUCUCCCAAUAUAAAUUAUUCUAUGAUUCCGUCAUUAAUGCAGGAAUUCAUAAGUGACAACACUGUUUGGAUUCUGCAGAAAGACAACUCAUAUUUUAUAACAAGCUCAGGGCACUAAUCUAGGUACAAAUGCUGCUCAUACUGUAUAUUUUUUCUGCUUUAAAACUGCAGGCUCAACUGAUGCUUGCAUGUCAACACCUGUCCCCAUUAUCUGUCCUUAUUUGUGUCAUUCCCUUCUGCCAAAGAGCUUGGCUCCACUGCAAAAUAAUCCCCCUCCAGGGGCACUGAAGGCAAAAAUCUAUACAAGUUCCUUGGCAGUUUUGAGCAGAGAGUGAGCAGCUUUCAUGCAGGGUGGAGGAAUCUGAGGCCUUUCUCUGUCAGCACUGCAGACCAGGUCGCCUCUGAUUUCACAUCUCAUUUCCGCCUGCCAAGCUGUCUGAUAUGUCGGGACCCGUGCCGAGCAGGGCCAGAGUUUACACGGAUGUGAACACACACAGACCCCGGGAGUACUGGGACUACGAGUCGCAUGUUGUUGAGUGGGGAAAUCAAGAUGACUACCAGCUAGUUCGAAAAUUAGGCCGAGGCAAAUACAGUGAAGUAUUUGAAGCCAUCAACAUUACAAAUAACGAAAAAGUAGUUGUUAAAAUUCUCAAGCCUGUUAAAAAGAAGAAAAUCAAGCGUGAAAUCAAGAUCUUAGAGAACUUGCGAGGCGGUCCCAAUAUAAUCACCCUUGCAGAUAUAGUAAAAGAUCCUGUGUCUCGAACACCCGCUCUGGUUUUUGAACAUGUAAACAACACAGACUUUAAGCAAUUGUACCAGACAUUAACAGAUUAUGAUAUUCGAUUCUACAUGUAUGAGAUUUUGAAGGCUCUAGAUUACUGCCAUAGCAUGGGAAUCAUGCACAGAGAUGUCAAACCUCACAAUGUCAUGAUUGACCACGAGCACAGAAAGCUUAGACUAAUAGACUGGGGUUUGGCUGAAUUCUAUCACCCUGGCCAAGAAUACAAUGUCAGAGUGGCUUCCAGAUAUUUCAAAGGACCUGAACUUCUUGUAGAUUAUCAGAUGUAUGAUUACAGUCUGGAUAUGUGGAGCUUGGGUUGCAUGUUGGCUAGUAUGAUAUUCCGAAAGGAGCCAUUUUUCCAUGGCCAUGACAACUAUGAUCAGCUGGUGAGGAUAGCCAAGGUGCUGGGGACAGAAGAUCUGUAUGACUACAUUGACAAAUACAACAUUGAACUGGAUCCACGUUUCAAUGACAUCUUGGGCAGACACUCCCGUAAGCGAUGGGAGCGCUUUGUCCACAGUGAGAACCAACAUCUGGUGAGUCCAGAAGCUCUGGAUUUCUUAGACAAGCUGCUGCGAUACGAUCACCAGUCACGACUCACAGCGAGAGAAGCCAUGGAACACCCCUACUUCUAUCCCAUUGUGAAAGACCAGGCUCGGAUGGGCCCAUCCAACAUGCCAGGUGGCAGCACUCCUGUCAGCAGUGCAAGCAUGAUGUCAGGGAUUUCUUCAGUGCCAACACCUUCACCCCUUGGACCUCUAGCAGGCUCACCUGUCAUCUCUGCCACCACCACCCUGGGGAUGCCGGUUCCAGCUGCUGCGGGUGCCCAGCAGUAGUGACGGGCUCUGUCUCCUGCUGCCUGAGCUGAGUCAGGUGGGGAAGAGGUUUCCCCCUCCACCUCUCCUCAGGACGCAGCUCGUGCCUGGCAGGGGAAGGGAGGGGAUGAACACUUUGGAGACACCGUGUCUGAACUGUUGCUUGUGGAUUUAUAGUAGUUCAGUCAUUAUAUACAAAAUUAUUAUAGGCUGAUUUUUCUUUUUUUACUUGAACUUUUCGUAACUCAGGGGAUUCCCUGAAAAUACCUACAGAUGGAAUACUUCUUGGACAGUUUUUCUUUCCCCCUGCCCCACCCCUCCCAAAAAAAAAAAACCACCAAAAAAAACAACAACAAAACAACUCUUCAUGUAAUAACAAAGAUGAAUCAACAGCAUUUCCAAGCUCUUGCAUCCUGCUGGAAAUCUCUUCUCUUCAUGUUCCCACCAUUAUUCCUCCACAAGCCUAUACCUUGGGGGACUGUGCUGUUCUCCAGAGACUACCAAACCAAGUCUUCAUGAGGCAGGGGAGGGGAUUUCUUAAAGUACCACUUACUUGAACCCCAUGUCCUGCAUAUGUCCCAGCCAGGGUACACUGAGGAGACAAUUCCAGUAGGGAGAGGUGGGAUAAGCUUAAAAGGAGUAAGUGCAGAUAGUGUCCAAAACCCUAAUUGGAUUGGGUAAUGUCUCCUUAGGAGUCAAUCAGAAUGCUAACUCACCCCUUGCAUGUAAUUUUAGUCUUAAAAAUGAAGUUACUGAUCCAGUUGGAGUCCUUGGCACCUCCUGAGACAGGUGCUCCUAUAGAGUAAGCCCUGCUCUGAUCAGCCCCUUUCUUGUGGAGGGUUCUUCCAGCCAUUGCUUGGCUUGGAUCUCUGGAAUUAGUUUGUUAUUGGGUAUAUUGUUUUUAAAUUGUUUCUAUAGGUUUCGAGCUGGUGGCUACUUAAAGCUGGAAAAAUCAGACUGCGCCAAGUCCGAUCCCACAUCUUCACCCACCAUCCCCUCCCUCACGUGCCAUGUGGUGAGAAUACCAGUUACCUCACAGUCUUGUAAAUAUGCACUGAGAGGAAGGAGCGAGGAGACGUUAACUUAAACUGAAAUGGUAGAUCAGUAAUUGUGGACAAAUAUUAUCAUUGACAACGGAAAAGCACCCUUGUUACAGCCCUGCUACCCCUUGCUGUGUAUAUAUACUUUGUCCUUCAUAUGUGAAAGAUCCAGUGUUGGAAUUCUUUGGUGUAAAUAAACAUUUGGUUUUAUU
This is a messenger RNA of Cinclus cinclus, 3561 nucleotides long. RefSeq names its product casein kinase 2 alpha 1 (gene CSNK2A1). Gene Ontology annotation, molecular function: ATP binding; protein serine/threonine kinase activity. The coding region runs from base 1155 to 2330 and encodes 391 amino acids. Lineage: Eukaryota; Metazoa; Chordata; Aves; Passeriformes; Cinclidae. Gene Ontology annotation, biological process: protein phosphorylation. Gene Ontology annotation, cellular component: protein kinase CK2 complex; nucleus; cytosol. The transcript is spliced from 13 exons. The record is from RefSeq and is a predicted model, not a curated record.